UAACUCUGAGUUCUUGUCAUAUUGUAUUACCAUUUUCUAAACUAUAGCGAAUAAAACAUUUUUUUUAAAAGUGAUAAUGUGAGAAAUGUUGAAGGUGUUUACAUAUUUUUAUAUAUACAGUCAAACCAAAUAUGAUUCAAUUAAAAUAAAUAUAUAUAAAUUCUAUUUCUAAUAAUUACCCUGUAGUAUCAUGACCUUGCCUUGAGCACAGGACUGGUAAUGAACUGUAAAUUUGCCAACCUUGUUCUCCUCAGCCAGUUGCUUCUUUAAAGCCACGGCUAUGCCUCAGCAAAAAUCUAAAUGUCCAAAUGAACUAACACAACAAUUAAGUCACUGUUUGCCAGAAAAAAAAUGUUUACUAAACAUGAUAAAAAAAUCACCUUUCCAAAAUGGAAAGGCGCCCAUUUCGUGGAUGACCCCCGUGUAGUUGACCUGUGUCACCACGAGGGGGCGCAGACCGUAUCUCAUCCCCACUCUCUCUCUCUCCUCCAGCGGAGCCCUUGCCAACCGCCCCUCUCUCCCUCCCUCUCCACGCUUCUCUCGCGACGCGGAGCCACAAAGCGGACCGUCGGCGCACGGCAGAGGCACCUCGCCGCUUCAGGGUGAAGAUGUACGGCGGUCUGUGCGCCCGUAAGCUGGCUCGCCGGUCGCGGUCAGCGUUAAUCGCCGCGCUGACGGUGCUGCUGGUCCAAACGCUCAUCGUGUGGAACUUCAGCAGUCUGGACACCGGAGAAGAGCGAAAAGACAACGGAAGAGAGAAGAGGGACCAGAUCGGCAUCAACAAAGCCUACAGCGAGUACCAGAAGAGCGGCUUCCAGAGGAGGCAUCAGCAGCCGCCGCUGGGGAAAGCGUCCAAUCGACACAAACAGCAACCGGACGGCUACUACUCGCAUCGGCCCAAGGAGAAAGUCCGCGUGGACAGCAACAAUGAAAACUCCGUUCCCAAAGACUUUGAGAAUAUAGACAACAGUAAUUUCGGGGCGCGUUCACAGACUCAGAGACACGCGCCCGGUAAGCACAAACAAGGUCUUCUGGAGAAGGCACAUGCGCAGCAAAGCCUGAGCAAGAACUCCAACGAAGUCAUUCAGUAUGCACAGAAUAAAGGUGGCUUCAAUCAGACACGCACCGACCUUCAGCGGAGGGCCAAUCCCACCCUCCGUCCACAGCAGUCCCAGCAGCACCGGCACCACCUUCAGCAGGCCAAGCGAUCGCCCACGCCCACCGCUGACAUCAAGUACGAUCAGCCGCCCAAAUGCGAGAUCAGCGGCAAAGAGGCGAUCUCCGCCCUUUCUCGCGCCAAGACCAAGGAGUGCCGGCAGCAGAUAGCGGAGGUUUACUGCCGCCACAAAGAACACCAGCUCAUGCCUGAGAAGGUCACCCGUUACUGCCCCGUAGAGGGCAAAGUGAAUAUGAAUGUGCAGUGGGAGGACGACUCUAUGGAGACUGUGCCUGUGGUACCGGUGCGGAUAGCCUUCGUGUUGGUGGUCCAUGGACGGGCCUCACGCCAGGUGCAGCGUCUCUUCAAGGCCAUAUACCACACAUCCCAUUUCUACUACAUUCAUGUGGACCAGCGAUCCAACUACCUGCACAGGCAGAUGGUGGCUCUGGCUCGCCAGUAUCCCAACGUCCGGGUCACACCGUGGCGCAUGUCUACGAUAUGGGGCGGUGCCAGUCUGCUUACCAUGUAUCUGCAGAGCAUGAAGGACCUGCUGGCCAUGCGAGAUUGGUCCUGGGAUUUCUUCAUCAACCUGAGUGCUGCUGAUUACCCAAUCAGGACCAAUGAUCAGCUGGUGGCCUUCCUGUCCAAAUACAGAGAUAUGAAUUUCAUCAAGUCCCACGGGAGAGAUAACGCUCGAUUCAUCAGAAAACAAGGUUUGGACCGGCUUUUCUUCGAGUGUGACACCCAUAUGUGGCGACUUGGAGACAGGAAAAUUCCAGAAGGCAUAUCUGUGGAUGGAGGCUCUGACUGGUUUCUGCUCAACCGAAUGUUCGUGGAGUACGUCAUCAACUCUCAAGAUGACCUUGUGACCAACAUGAAACGUUUCUACGCAUACACACUCUUACCUGCGGAGUCGUUCUUCCACACGGUUCUGGAGAACAGUCCGCACUGCGAGAGCAUGGUGGACAACAACCUCCGCAUCACUAACUGGAAUCGAAAGCUGGGCUGCAAGUGUCAAUACAAGCACAUCGUGGACUGGUGCGGCUGCUCGCCGAACGACUUCAAGCCCUCCGACCUUCCCCGUUUCCAGCAAACCACCAGGCCCACAUUCUUCGCAAGGAAGUUUGAAGCCAGUGUAAAUCAAGAGAUAGUGAAUCAGCUGGAUGCCUUCCUGUUCGGGAGUGUGCCCCAGGGCGCGCCAGGUCUCAAGACCUACUGGGAGAAUGUUUUUGAUGAAGCGGAUGGUAUUCACAGCCUGUCUGACGCACAUCUCACUUACUAUCAUGCCUUCGCCCGAUUGGGUCUGGCACGGACUGCCAACUCGUUACAGGGUGACACCAGUGACAACAGCUGCAGGUAUUUUGCCAUGGGACAUCCUGUGUCUGUCCACAUCUACUUCCUGUCUGAUGAAUUCCAGGGAUACCUGGUCAGGCAUCAUGCCACCAACCUGGCAACCAGCAAACUGGAAACCCUGGAGACCUGGGUCAUGCCCAGACAGUUCUUCAAGUUCACUAAUCCACCCAAUACCUUCAACAGACUGCAGUUUGCAGAGAUUGGAACAGACUGGGAUGCUAAGGAAAGGAUAUUCCGGAACUAUGGGAAUCUGAUGGGACCCAUGGACGAGCCUGUGGGAAUGCAGAAAUGGGGGAAAGGGUCAAAUGUGACUGUGACUGUGGUGUGGAUUGACCCCACCAAUGUCAUCGCUGCCACCUACGACAUCCUGAUCGACGCCAGUGCUGAGUUCACUCACUACAGGCCACCGCUGAACCUGCCCCUGCGGCCCGGCAUGUGGACCGUACGCGUGCUGCACCACUGGAGCCCUGUGGCGGAGACGCGCUUUCUCAUCACUCCCAUGACCCACCACAAACACCUGCCUAUACGCCAAGAGGAUGCUUUGAGAACGCACAACGGGCCGGCCAAGAACAGCUACAUGGAGCAGAGCUUCCACGGCCUGAACCCCAUCCUCAACAUCCCGGUGCACCUGGGUCAGGUCGAAGCGGCUGAACACAACGCAGAGCUUACAGGGAACGAGCUGGAGCGCUGGGUGGACAGUCUAGUGGGCGAGGUGUGGUCGGCUGUGGACUUGUGUUCAACAGGCCCCAGUGGUUGUCCGGUCAUGCAGACUUGCAGGGAAACGGUGUGGAGCUCUCUCAGCCCGGACCCAAAGUCCCAACUGGGCCCACCCAAAACCAACGGACGAAUCAGGUAGCAGCAUUCACUGCCCUGAAGACUCGCCUUUUUUCAUUUCUUAGGCCAUUUUGUUUUUAUUAUUUAUUUUCCAGCAUCGCUCAUGUGAAUAUGAGCAAAACGGCCCUCUCCCAAACGCAAGAAAGGGCCUCGAAAGUGUACGCUGGGAAGUUUCUGAUGAUUUUAUUUUAUUUUUUAAAUGUGUGCCCUCUCAAACUCCGAGUGCUCUAGUGAUGUGAGUGCUGUCAGGCUUCUCUAUAUUUAAUUUAUUUUGAUUACUGUGAUUGAAUCUUUGUCAACUGGAAGCAGCAUGUGAUGCCUAAAUGUAGGUGUUACAGCUGAAUGCUGGGAUUGGGAUUUUAAGCACAGAAUGGACCUUAACACUGGUUGUAAGACCAAAAGGUAUGUUUGUAUAGUAAGCCUCUAUAUUUAAAAACAAACACACUUGCACCUAACAUAAAUGAAUAGAUAGAAGGAGUGUUUUUCGACCUAUACCUUAUUAAAACCAAUGUUUGAGAUCAUAUAUAACUGUCUGUAGCACAACAUUGUGUGUUUCUUUAGUUUUUAGAAAAAUAGUUCCAUUUUUAUAAGGCUUUCAUUGGAUCAAAUGCAGUCAAACAGGCAUUUAAAGCCUUCAAACUCCCCUAAUAAAGUCUCCUGUUUAGUUUUAAUAAGUUAUUGGUUGAAAAACAUCUGGUUUUCAUAAAAACUGAGCUUUUGACAAGUAAAAGAGAUCCAGUGUUGUGCAAGAUGCCAACCUCCACAGAAUUCUAUGACCUUUGGAGGCAAAGAGGUCGCAGUUAGUUAGUCUGUUCAAAAAUGUAUCACUCUUCUGUAUAAUCAAAAUGGCCUUUUUGGUUAUACUUUUGUAGUGAGGGUAGCUACAAAUAAUAAAAAAGGACAAAUAAUUGAUCAGUUGCUAAUCUGGAAGGAUAAAUAUUUAGUGGUAUGCUAAACUAACAGGCUUAUAGGCUAGAGAUAUGCGAAGGCUGGAGAGCUUGCAAGCUAACGGAAAACAGAACAGGAAAGGUUUUAUUUGAGCAUUUUUAGCUUUAGUUAUGUAAUGUGAUAGGUGAUGCAUUCUACCAUUCAAAAGUUUAAUGUCAGUGAUAUUUUUAAAGAAGUCUCUUAUUCCCACCAAGGAUACAUUUAUUUGAUCAACAAUGCAGUAAAAACAGUAAUAGUAUGAAAUACUGCAAAUUAAAAUAACUUUUUCUAUUGUAAUAUAUUUUAAAAUGUCAUUCAUUCCUUUGAUGGUGAAGCUGAAUUAUCAGCAUCAUUCCUCCAGUCUUCAGUGUCACAUGAUCCUUCAGAAAUCAUUCUGAUAUGCUGAUUUAGUGCUCAAGAUGCAUUUCCUAUUACCAUCAGUGUUGAAAACAGCUGUGCUGCUUUUUAUUUUAUUUAAUUUAUUUUUUAUUUUUUUAAACUUGAUGCAUUUUUUAAAAAUAUAAAUAAUUUAUAACAUUACAAAAGUAUUUACUGUCUCUUAUAAUCAAUUUAAUGCAUCCUAGAUUAAUACAAGUAUUAUUGUCUUAAAAACAUCUUACUGAUGAACAGAAGUGCAAAAUUGUUUAGCUAGCAAUUUUGUUUUUGUGUUUUACUAACUUUUCUAAUCAGGCGUCAAUACAGGAUUAAGUUGUUUUAGUCAAUUAGUUCGCUUUAUGGUCCAAAGGGAAAGGAUUCUGUGGAGAGGUCAAAACUUGCACGAUACCGAGCUGCAAUUCUGUGAGCGAGAGAGUCUCGAGUAUCUUGUGAGACGGUCUGAAGUGUCGUUCUGCUUGUAUGCCGUUCCUCUUCAGACUGUCGAAACUUGAAAUGGAAGGUGCCAGCUGUGCUGGCGCAGCACGGAAAAAUAUGUAAUUUCUUUGCCUUUUUAUUGUUUAUAAUUUUUCCUUUCCCCUGAACAGAGGUACUGGGUAGCUGAGUUGGGUUGUAAGUUGGCUAUUUAUUCAUGUGUUUAUAUAAAUGAAAUAGAUAUUUUUUAGUCAAUGACUAAUGUCUAUAUGCUGUUUUUGCAGCUCAUUCAAUACCUUUUGUAAACAAGCUGCCUUUAUUUACAAAGGCUAUCAUCCCAAACAUAUUACAACUAUAAACACAAGAUGCGGUACUAGUACGGGCGUUAGUAAAAAGACCUUCCUGCCCCUCCACCUGAGGUCCAUCUGUUCACUUGACAAACGUCGAGCUCAUUGGGAAACUAACUGGAUGAAUGAUCUUAAAUGACCUCAAGAACUGAGAUUCCAGUCAUGCUGCUUGUCGUUUUCUUUAUUCUAGUGUUUUUAUACGAGCCAGUGUUUGGUACUUUCGCCAUAUAUUGCUCAAACGAACAAAAACUGGUUGGUAGCAUCCAUGCAAUUUCAACAUGGUUCCUAAAGUUCCUGGGCUCAGUCUCUUCUCUGCACGUACGCCGUUUGGACGUCACAUUUUCCAGAUUGGGCCGUCCGGAUUACUCACAUCCAUAAUAAUGAUAGGGUGGCCUCUCAGAUCUGACUGAGAUGUAUUUUUAGUGAGGAAGAUUGCAAGCUUGCUGGACUCUACAGUUUGCAUUGGACCAACAUUUUCUCCAUUUUUACAAACCUUUUAUGUUUCUACAUUGCAAAUGUACGACUCCAUAUUUAAACUGGGCUAGUGUGGCUUGUUGCACUCUCUCAUUUGAGGAGCACGUCUCCUCUGGGACUCUGUGACCCUGGCCUAGACAUCACUUUGUAUGCAAUCUGAUUGUUAUCUGGUCCUCAGAGAUGUGGCGUCCCGCCCGGGGUGAGCAAACAGUGAAAUGUCAUUGCUGUCAUGUGAUCCAAAGGAGGAUGCGACCUUAAAAUUUCAAUAAAGCACUCUUGUCAUUCAUAUGUUCCCAGCAGGGUGCGAAAUGGGAAUGCAUUGUUAUUUAAAUUUUUCAAUAGAGCGUCUAAUGCUUGUCUAAGUGGUGUUACAUCCGUACUGUACGUGUGAAAGUGCAAAUUAUUUGAUAUUCUUAAAAGAGAAACGAUAUGAAAUUAUCUAUUCACAUACAUCUCAUUGACUUCUGACUUACGAUCUUGGCUGUAAGUGAGGUUUCAGCCACUGGAUAGUUAAAUGUUAAUGUUAAGAACCGUUUUACGCUUAAAGGUGAAGUGUGUCAUGUUCAAAUAAUCUCUUAUUCCAGUUCUGUGUGCAGAUUCCUCCCAAUGAGUGCAAACACUGUUUUUGCUAAAACUGCUCUGUUUGCUUUAGUUUGGGGCAGGGUGAGAGAUGGAGCGUGGCCUAAAACGAUAUGUGUUCAACUUCGGCUUGAUUUAACCGUUUUGCCGCUUGUCGUCAGGGAAUGAGUUAAAAAAGACGUCAAGUCAGACACUUUCUGCUUCCUGUAAUGUUGCUUGCUCUGUUUGUGUACGUUAUUACAGAUGAAGUGAAGUCAAUUACAUAGACGUUCCAGUCAUUUUCAUGCAGAAACAGAAACAUUUUUCAUUCAAUACUUUAUAUGUACUGCUUAAUACAGAGCCUGUGUUCAACAUAAGCAUAUACUAUUAAAAACAGUUUUAUUUUGAUAAAUAUGCCACAAUAUAACAUAAAGAGUUUUUACUGUUACGAAAAAAGAUUUCUGAGCAACUGAAGGUGUCUGAAGAAUAAACACUCAUUGCUGAAUCUAAGCCCAUUCUGUAACAGCUGUGUCAUCAACAAAGCUGCGCAGACUGUGAACACUGCUCAUGAAUUGUUCUCAUAGUGCUUAAUGGCAUAAGUCAAAGAACAUAUUUUCUAACUGGCAUGCACUACUUCAAGAAGCUGAUUGGCCUGUGCAGCGCCUCAUGAAGUCAGAUACGUCUAAUAAUAUUUGCUUGUUGCUAUACAAAUUACACACUUCACCUUUAAAGGGAUAGUUCAUCCAACACUGAAAAUUCUGUCAUGAUUUACUCACCCUCAUGUUGUUCCAUCUUCUGUGGGACACAAAAGAAGAUUUUUUUGAAAAAUGUAAUUAAAGUCAGUAGGCUUCAAAAUAGCACUGGCCCCCAUUGACUUUCAUUGUAUGGGGGGGGGGGAGACAACAUUUCUUCAUAAAUGUUUUAAGAUCUCUGCAGUGGGCGAAUCUAACCUCACAAGUACAGCAACAUACCUCUUUCUUUCACAUUACCUUCACAGAAAUAUCUAAUCUGACAUUCACAUUGAAAUGAUAUUUAUUACCACAUCUCUGUCAUCUCUUCUGUACUAUAGCUAUUUUGGUAGGAAUGACAAUGUAAAGUUUUUUUUUUUUUUUUGUAUUGGACUGAUGUUCAUAAAGUGUUGUAAAUAACCUUGUUUUUAAAAAGAAGUGUCUAAGUGGGUCAGGUUUUGGUGUGUUGAUUGGCACUGUAUAGACCGUCAAAAUUUUCACGUGAAGGGUUUGUGAAGGGCUGUACAAGUCUUGAGUGUGGCUCUUAAUGAACAUUUUUGCCUUUCAGAGAAUCUUACGCCAGAUUGCCGUUCUCUGUGCUGGAAUGUUUUGUUGAGCAACUGUUGCACAAUUUAUUUAAACUCUUCAGUCGGAGGGGACCUCUGUGCCUUAGCUGUUGUUCCCAACCUUUGUGUCUGUAAGCAUCGAACAUGUCGUCUCUGUAUCUUUCAUUUCUCCACGAAACCAAAAAACUGCUGUUGUAAAUGCCUUCUGUAUCAAUGUUCUUUUAGUUUUGCUGUUCUUUUCUUCAUACUGAAUUUUUGAAUAAAAAAAACACCUUUGUCAUCUCA
This is a messenger RNA of Onychostoma macrolepis, 8038 nucleotides long. It is a transcript of the gene xylt1, whose product is annotated as xylosyltransferase I. NCBI's taxonomy places the organism in Eukaryota, Metazoa, Chordata, Actinopteri, Cypriniformes, Cyprinidae. The record is from RefSeq and is a predicted model, not a curated record. Gene Ontology annotation, molecular function: protein xylosyltransferase activity. The transcript has 11 exons. Gene Ontology annotation, biological process: heparan sulfate proteoglycan biosynthetic process; chondroitin sulfate proteoglycan biosynthetic process. Bases 609 to 3368 code for a protein of 919 amino acids. Gene Ontology annotation, cellular component: membrane.